Molecule: messenger RNA, 834 nt
Organism: Rotaria sp. Silwood2
Lineage: Eukaryota; Metazoa; Rotifera; Eurotatoria; Philodinida; Philodinidae
Source: the annotation of a GenBank genome assembly
AUGAAGAAUACAUACAAAACGCACACUGCUGUCUUCAAGCACAACGUGUUACAAGAAUAUCGUUCUGAUGUUUUUGGUUCUGGAUUCAAGUCAUUAGCUAAACGAUUUAAAAUAAAAGGUGCUCACAAGCUGAUUAUGCAUUGGUAUCAAAAAUGGGAUGGCACUUUUGAGUCAUUAAAUCGAAAAUCAAAAGACGUUCGGCCACGAACAAUGACACCAAAUCAAGUGAAGCAUUAUCUAUUGGAUUUCGUUACUCUGAUAAAUUCCCAACAUAAACCAGUGAAUUAUAAAAUAGUACAAUCACAUAUUGAAGAUUCAUUAGGUAAAAAAGUGCCAUUACGUGAUAUUCAAAGAUAUGGCAAAGAAUAUGGAAUUAAGUGGAGAAAAGUUAAAGAAUUAACAUUACCUGAUAUCGAUGACGAACAUUGGAAUCAGAUUGCUAAAUUUCGAAGGUUUUUACAACGAAUUCAUAAUGAUAAGCUGGUGUUUAUUGACGAAACAGCCAUCUAUGCAGUUAUGCCACAUCGUCAAACACUUGUAGCACCUGGACGUCAACCAUUAGUUAUUGUCGAUAAACCAUCAGCUUAUGCUCAACGUUAUGAUUGUAUAGGUGCUCUCAAUGGUUCACAAUCGAUCGCUUGUAUAACUUUAACACCAGUCAAUCGUAAAAAUCGAAACAUUGAAGGUAUUAGAAAAGAAGUAGUGAAUGAAUGGAUUGUCAAAACGUCGGCGCCAGCAAUUAAUCGACUAGGUUUUAAUAACAUUUAUUUGAUAUGUGAUAAAAGUCGGUCUCAUAACAAGGUGAAUAUGAUAGAAGCAUUAAAAGCUGGUUAA